CUAUAAUUAAAGCUGUCGUUUUCAUUGAACUUAGUUUUGAUCAGAGCACCGGGGAAACGCGUGUGUGUGUGUGAAUCGGAGGGGAGGAGAUGCUGAACACAUAUUGAUCGUUAAGAGAGCGCGAGAUUAGUAACACAUCAUCACGCGGUCCUAUGCUUUAAAACUGUUUUGAGGUCGACUUCUCCCUCUGAGAGGAUGCUUGUUCAGGGAUGAGAAAAGGUCUCGGUUCCGAACAGAAGUUGUGACUUUAUUCGGAGUUUUGGUUCAUCUUGCUCAUGCAAUACCAGUAUCAUGGCAGCCUUCAAGGGUGUGUGGACUCAGGAAUUCUGGCGAGCUGUUUCAGGGGAGUUUUUAGCCAUGAUAAUAUUCGUACUGCUCAGUUUGGGCUCCACCAUCAACUGGGCAGCAACACAGGAGAAGCCUCCGCCCGCUGACCUUGUCCUGAUCUCUCUUUGCUUUGGUUUAUCCAUUGCAACCCUCGUCCAGUGUUUUGGGCACAUCAGCGGUGCCCACAUCAAUCCGGCCGUCACCACGGCGAUGGUUGCUACUCGGAAGCUGAGUCUGGCAAAGGGAGUGUUUUAUUUGUUGGCGCAGUGUCUGGGGUCAGUGGUGGGGGCGGCCAUCUUGUACGGAGUGACACCAGCAUCAGUCAGAGGAGGAAUGGGAGUGACUUCUGUCAAUGCUGAAAUCUCCACUGGUCAUGCAUUUGUGAUAGAGCUCAUAAUCACUUUUGAGCUUGUCUUCACUGUCUUUGCCACCUGCGACCCCAAACGCAAUGAUCUCAAAGGUUCAGCAGCACUGGCUAUUGGUCUGUCGGUGUGCAUCGGCCAUCUGUUUGCUAUCCCAUACACUGGAGCCAGUAUGAAUCCAGCUCGCUCUUUUGGGCCUGCAGUCAUCAUGGCAAAAUGGCAGGACCACUGGGUGUACUGGGUGGGCCCUUUAAUAGGGGGCAUCCUGGCUGCAGCUGUGUACGAAUAUCUAUUCUGUCCUGACCCUGACCUGAAGCAGCGCUAUGCUGACGUCCUCUCCAAAAGCCCCUUUCAAACUGACACGUAUCGGGUGGUGGACACAGAUUCGUACCCCAGAGAUCAAGCUCAGUUCAUGACCAAGCAGGCGGCGUUCAGAGUGCUGGACCUGGAGAGGCCAGAGAAGAAAGAGAGGGAGCUGGCUGGAGAGGUGCUGUCGUCGGUAUGACUAGUGAGAGGCACUGAGGAGGAACAGCACAGCACUUCCAACAUUAAUGAGCUCAAAGAGACAGAUCUGAUCUAGAGUCACACUGCUUUUGUGUACAGAGCCUCUACUGAAUGACUCACAACACUUGACUUUAAUCAUUAAUGAGCUAUUAACCACCGAAUGGUCUCGCUUAAAACACUCUUCCUUGUAUGCCAGUCACAGGCCAUAAACCUUGUGUCCAAUAGAACCCACUUUGAAAAUUUUAGUCAGUCGAUGAACAUCCUUUAGCAGAUGUACCUCAUGGACUACUGAAUCAGUAACUAAGUGGGAUUCUCACAUCUAAGCAAAUGUAACACUUUUGUUUGGUCCACUGAUUAUUACCUGGCCAUCAGGGUUGAGAUUAGAUCAUCACCAUAGUAAUGCAGAUCAUGCACUCUCUAUGAAUUAACCCUUUCUGUCCUCAUGGUCUCCCUUUUAAAUCUAAUGUUGUUUUUCUAUAUAUAAGUUUUUUAUUGUUGUUGUUUCUUUAAGGUUACUAAUGUUAUGUCUUUGAAUGUUGCUGUCAGAAAUAUGUGCAAAAGUGCAACCCCUGAAUGAGUUUUAUUUUCUGUUUGAGCCGAUAAUGCAUGAUUUAUCCACUUAUAAUUUUACUUGCCAUUUUCCCCUUUUAAAUCUGAUGUUGUUUUGAGUAUUUCCCUAUUUCAGAUUUUAUAAUGUUAUGUCUUUGAAUGUUUCUAUCAAACAAUUGCAACCCUGUGUGUUUUUUUUUAUAUUUUAUUUUUUAUUAUAUAUAUCACCUAAUCAGUGAUUUUUUUUUUUUACUAAUGUUUGAGAUUCAUUUUCUUUUAAGUGUUCAGAAGUAUAUUUUCUGAUUGAUACACGUCACAAUCAAGAAUAAUCACAUUCUCAGUUCUUUCAUAUUAAUAGCCAAUUUGUUAAUAAAAGUAUGUUAUUUUAAGCUUUUUAUUUUACUAAUGUGUUUGAUCCAUAAAAUUAAG
Carassius gibelio (silver crucian carp) is the source of this 2171-nucleotide messenger RNA. Its product is annotated as aquaporin-4. NCBI's taxonomy places the organism in Eukaryota, Metazoa, Chordata, Actinopteri, Cypriniformes, Cyprinidae. The record is from RefSeq and is a predicted model, not a curated record. Gene Ontology annotation, molecular function: water channel activity. Gene Ontology annotation, biological process: transmembrane transport. Bases 292 to 1194 code for a protein of 300 amino acids. Gene Ontology annotation, cellular component: plasma membrane; basolateral plasma membrane. The transcript is spliced from 5 exons.